AUGGAAGUAUGUUCAGAUGAAGAAGCUUAUAAUAGAUGUAAUACAUAUGCUCUAAGAAAAGGUUUUAGUAUCUGUAAAGGGCAUAUUCGAAGAGAUGUAUCAAAAAAUAUUAAACUGCGAGAAUUUUUAUGUUCAAAGGAAGGGUUUCAAAGGGACGAAGAAUUGCUUGAAGUGAAGAAGUAUAAUAGACUAGAAGAAAGACAAUUUCUUAGAUCAGGAUGUAGGGUGUCUAAUGCUCAAGCAAAUGUCAUUAAUUCCAUGGUUAAUGCUGGUAUAGGACCAACAAAAUCAUACUUUUAUUUAACAAAUAAGGUUGGUGGAGCUGAAAACAUUGGAUUUACCAAAAAGGAUAUGAGAAAUUAUUUGCAAAGAAUAAAAGAUGACAAUUUUUUUUGGAGAGAUAGUAGGUCAAAGUUAGAUUAUGAUUGCUUUGGUGGUGUUGUAUGUUUUGAUACUACUUUUCAUACUAAUAAGUACAAUUUGAUAUGUGCUCCAUUUGUUGGAGUUAACCAUCAUUGGAAAAAUGUUUUAUUCAGUUGUGCAUUUUUAUUAGACGAAGCCACGGAAUCAUUUAUUUGGUUGUUCGAGUCACUUAAAGAGUCCAUGGGAAAUGGACAAUCAAAAACUAUUUUCACAGAUGAGAACAAAGCAAUGGCAAAUGCAAUUGAAAUAUCAAAAGGCAGUUCAAUAAAUGUUUCUAUGGGUGUUAUAGUGAAGAAGAAUUUCAAGUUUCUUGGGAUGAUAUGA
This is a messenger RNA of Olea europaea var. sylvestris, 747 nucleotides long. RefSeq names its product protein FAR1-RELATED SEQUENCE 5-like. Gene Ontology annotation, biological process: regulation of DNA-templated transcription. Lineage: Eukaryota; Viridiplantae; Streptophyta; Magnoliopsida; Lamiales; Oleaceae. The record is from RefSeq and is a predicted model, not a curated record. The coding region runs from base 1 to 747 and encodes 248 amino acids. The transcript has 4 exons.